Linum tenue is the source of this 1950-nucleotide messenger RNA. NCBI's taxonomy places the organism in Eukaryota, Viridiplantae, Streptophyta, Magnoliopsida, Malpighiales, Linaceae. The record is from the annotation of a GenBank genome assembly.
UCUUUCCGCCAUUGGAGGUUGCUUCGUAGUCCAGGAAACUUCCCGCAUUGCUGUUCAUCAUCUUCUUCCUCAAUCUGUUGUUUCGAUCUUUGGGUAGUGAUGGGAACGAGCCGUUGUAAAGCGAUGGAGUUAUUGCCUCUGCUGCUCUGCUCCGUCGUCCUGUUUUCUUCGGUGGUGUCAUGCGAGGAAAAGCUUGUCAGAAUUGGGCUGAAGAAGCUCAGAUUUGAUCAGAAUAACCGAGUAGCUGCUAGGCUGGAGGCCGGUCAUGCUCGCGAGGGACUGCGAGCUGCGCUUAACAGGAAGUAUGGCGGCCUGCUGGGCGACAAGGGUGAUCCACGAGACACCGACAUUGUGGCUCUGAAGAACUACUUGGAUGCUCAGUAUUAUGGUGAGAUUGGUGUGGGCACUCCUCCCCAGAAGUUCACUGUUAUAUUUGAUACUGGUAGCUCUAACUUGUGGGUGCCUUCCGCUAAAUGCUACUUCUCUGUCUCGUGUUUUCUCCAUGCCAAGUACAAGUCUAGCCAGUCUAGUACCUACCAGAAAAAUGGCAAGAGUGCUGAGAUUCAGUAUGGUACUGGAGCUAUUGCCGGGUUUUUUAGUGUUGACCACGUCAAAGUUGGUAAACUGGUAGUCAAAGAUCAGGACUUUAUUGAGGCAACGAGGGAGCCUGGUGUUACCUUCUUGAUGGCGAAGUUUGAUGGUAUUUUGGGGCUUGGAUUUCGUGAGAUCUCAGUGGGAGAUGCUGUUCCCGUCUGGGACAACAUGAUGAAACAAGGCCUUAUCAAGGAGCCUGUAUUUUCCUUCUGGCUAAACCGCCAUGUGGAUGAAGAGGAAGGUGGUGAGAUUGUGUUCGGAGGUGUUGAUCCAAAUCAUUUCAAAGGAAAGCACACUUAUGUUCCCGUGACUCAGAAAGGUUAUUGGCAGUUUGACAUGGGAGAUGUUAUCAUUGGCGGCAAACCCACUGGUUAUUGCGGACGUGGUUGUUCAGCAAUAGCAGAUUCAGGAACUUCCCUGCUGGCAGGUCCAACGACUGUGGUUGCCAUGAUAAAUAAAGCAAUUGGAGCUUCUGGAGUUGUUAGCCAGCAAUGCAAGACUGUCGUUUCACAGUAUGGACAAACCAUCCUUGAUUUGCUAAUGGCUGAGGCUGGACCAAAGAAGAUCUGCUCUCAAAUUGGGCUCUGCACAUUCGAUGGAACCAAAAGUGUGAGCAUGGGCAUCGAGAGUGUUGUGAAUGAAGGCGAUGAGAGGUCAUCUGGAGCUGUCAAUGAUGCCAUGUGCUCCGCAUGUGAAAUGGCAGUUGUUUGGAUGCAGAACCAGGUGAUGCAGAAUCAGACACAAGAACGCAUUCUGCAAUACGUUGAUGAGCUCUGUGAUCGAAUGCCGAAUCCUAUGGGAGAAUCUGCCGUCGAAUGUGGAAGCGUUUCUUCCAUGCCAACUGUUUCCUUCACCAUCGGAGGCAAAGUUUUCGACCUCCGACCACAAGAGUACAUUUUGAAGGUGGGCGAGGGCACAGCUGCUCAGUGCAUCAGUGGGUUUACUGCGUUGGACAUUCCUCCUCCGAGAGGCCCUCUCUGGAUACUGGGAGAUGUUUUCAUGGGACGCUACCACACGGUGUUUGACUACGGGAACAUGCAAGUCGGAUUCGCAGAAGCGGCUUAACAGUGUAACUGCUAGUCCGCGCUUAUGUAGUAGUAUUGAAAGUUGUUGCUGGCUUGUUGAACUGUGUAAUAAAGUUUAAGGGUUUCAAUCCACCCGUGUAAAGAAACCACUUAAUCAGCUGAGAGUUUGAGUAUGUGCAAUGUAAAUAGUGCCAUAAGUAUGUGUGUGUAUAGAUGGAGAGACAGAGAGUGCUUAGUCCCCCCUUCUCGUUUCUCUUUCGGUCACUUAUCAUGUUCAAAGAUGUCUGUUGCUUCUUACUUUUGAGGGUGCAAACUAAUCAGUCAGCUUGAG